Molecule: messenger RNA, 3994 nt
Organism: Armigeres subalbatus
Lineage: Eukaryota; Metazoa; Arthropoda; Insecta; Diptera; Culicidae
Product: zinc finger and BTB domain-containing protein 24-like
Exons: 6
Coding region: 897-2897 (666 amino acids)
Biological process (GO): regulation of transcription by RNA polymerase II
Cellular component (GO): nucleus
Molecular function (GO): RNA polymerase II transcription regulatory region sequence-specific DNA binding; DNA-binding transcription factor activity, RNA polymerase II-specific
Source: RefSeq, a predicted model, not a curated record
GUGCCAGACCGGAGUGAACCGUGCACUGGACCGGAUCGUCUUUGGCCAGUGUCCGCGUUUGAAGCUUUCGCGUGAGUGCAAUAAUUUUCAGGGAAACUUCCCGUCGAUUCGCGAGCCAAUCGAUUUUCCACGUCGAAGGAAUACCGCGGGGUUGCUGAUCCUCGUCGACCACGAUCGAGGAAUCGGUUCGGGGGCCUUUUUAUCCAUUACCAGGUAUAGGUCAACAGUUGUCAAUUUCAUCGUUAUUUAAUGAGUGCACACGUGUAUGGAAACAGAAACGUAUUGAAAAUGUGAACAAUCAGUGGUUUAUCCAGAAGAGAGAGUUUUAACGGCAGCAGCUAAACAAAAGCAACGAAAAAAUCGUAAUCGUAAAAGUAUUCUCCGGUGACCAAACUAUGGAAACAAUUUCAGUUCACGUUGAAUAACUAAUUUAAGUUUGAACCCAGUGAAUGUUGCCGGGGAUGUGAGCACGAGUGAAAUAAUGAAACCAUCCGCACCAUCAAAAAUGGGUUGAUCGCUUCGCUCUAAACUAAUCACCGUAAGCACCGAAUUCAUAUUGCCCGUUCCGAUCGGACAUGCGUCACUAAACGGAAGCUCCGCGGAAGAUCAGUUUCAAUGCAUCGCUGCACACUUCUUCCCUGUCUGUUCAUCUAGCGGAGGUGAUUGCGUUUGAUGAUUGGUUGGUUUCUGAGAGCAUCUUCGCAUCAUUACAAAUAACCGACUAUCAUCAAUCGAUCCACCGGAGUAAGGAAACAACAAAUGGCAAGAAUCAGAAAAAAUUGAAAAUUAAUACCCGACGAAGGAUAGACAAAUUAGCAUCAUCGGUCUCGACGGACGGCCGGCGCUCAACGGUAUUCAACCAGGAAGAAGAACGAAAUACCAAGCAACACAACAGAAUGGACGACAAUGAGAACUAUUUGGAGUAUCCAAAAAUGAACUUUUCCCAGUUCUCAUCGCCCUUCGGUGGCGCUUUGGCAGCGAAUCAGUUCGCGGCGGCCAAAUUUCCGCCGAAUCUCGCUACAGCCAAUGGGCAGGUCCUUGGGUUGGUAUCUGGUGGUGAUGCGGGCAUGCAAUUUCUACGACCGAUGGAUGGCAAUGCGAUGGCGGCAGCUACAGCCUUUCAGCAGCAACAACAAGCAGCGGCAGCGGCUGCUGCAGCCGCCAACAUGCAACAAGCCACACCUGCCUACAUCACCCUGCCGAUCACGAUGCCCGGCGCAAAACCUGGUGACGCCCAACAAACGGUACAGAUACAGGUGCUCAAUCCCAAUCCCCUGCCACAACCCGCUCAGCAAGCACAUAAGUUCCAAAUGGGCCAAAUGCAGAUACCUAUUCAAGGAUUCCAACAGGGGACCACCGUCCUAACAGUUGCCUAUGGUCCUCAGGACGAAGAAAUCGUGCACAAUCAUGGACUGGCCGAGGGCAUGACGAUAGUUGCUGCUCUACAACCCCAAGACCUCCAAUUGUUAGCACAAGCUCAAAAUGCCUCGCUUUUCCAGCAGCAUCACCAACAACAACUUCAAAAUCAUGAAUCACCAACACAACCUACGAUAAAGGUGGAACAAAGUCUAUCACCACCGAUUAGGCCAAUAAAACAAGAAGCUGUCUGGAACAAUAUCCCCAAUAUAACGGCUGCUCCAGCAUUCGGUGCCGACAUUGCCGAAUUCCUGCAGCAGCGAAGUCAGGGACUCAACCUACAACCGUUCCUUAAAUUUAACAACAACAAUAAUAAUGAACUUAAUGUACCUUUAGCCCACGGAGACCACCUUAUAGGUGGAUCCAUACCCGAUAUCCCUGGGACCACUUAUAUUAAGCGAGAAAUCAUAGACGAAAACUCCAACGAUAAUACUCAGUAUGGGGCGGACAGUAGUCAAGUGGACAGUAGCUUCCGGGACGCUAGCAGUAUAUCAGGCGAUACCAACUGUAGCACGCAGAAUGAGUCCGCUUCGACACCAACGACAACAGCGGCGGCCGCCACUUCGACGACCGGCACGCCUAGCGAAGACGGCACGCCGACUGGUUCUGGCAAGCCGCGUAAAAAGCGAAAGUACAAAUCGAAACCUCCGAAGCCUAAACGGCAAAAACCGGGACAAGUGCAUAUCACGACGGCCAUCGACGGGACGAUCCUGUUCUGCUGUCCCGAGUGCCACAUGGCCUAUCCGGAGAAAGAGUGCCUUGAACAGCACCUGGUGGUGCACAAGAUCGAGCGAAGGUUUAUCUGCGAUAUCUGCGGGGCGGGUUUGAAGCGGAAGGAACAUCUGGAACGGCACAAGCUGGGCCAUAACCCGGAGCGGCCGUACAUCUGUAGCGUGUGCAUGAAGGGUUUCAAGCGGAAGGAGCAUUUGAACUUGCAUUUUGUCAUCCAUAGUGGAGUAAAAACGGAGAUCUGUGGUGAUUGUGGUAAAGGAUUCUAUCGCAAAGACCACUUGCGGAAGCACAUAAAAUCUCAUAUGACUAAGCGAUUAAAAGAGGAAAUGGCCGCCAACGGUGGCAGUUCUAUAAAUUCAACGAAUCGACACAUCAUCAACAAUACCUCCCCUACCAGCAACGGUAACAACAACCACUCGGACAACAGCGUCUCAACGACAUCCGGCCCUCUGCAUAUACCGCUGUCAUUGCCGGCAGGUAUUCCACCCGGAUUAACCAUAACCACCAGUACAAAUUCCAUGCAGAAUCACCACAACCCGCCGCCUCAGCCUUCGCCUUUGACGCAGGGCAUUUGCCUACCACAUGGCGUUACGAUACAUGUUCCCACGGCAGACAACCAAACCCUGCCGGUGCAAAUAUCUCUACCGCAGCUGGUGGCCCAGCAGCAGACGGCUGCGGAUGGCACAACCAGCACAGUGCUGGUUCCGGCCUCGGAGGCACUACCCCAGCUGGCGGCCGGUGCUCAAUAACACUAGCACUCGCUGAUGGUCGUCGGUUGCUAAACCGACUGGGUGACCGUUAGCUGAUACCAAAUAUCCGAAACUGGCACCAGCCAAGAUGGGGAUCCCAAUGUUCGAAUACUCAUUUCAAGCCCCGUUGUUUCUGUUUAGGUAGGUAGAACAAUCAACUUUUGCCAGAUCCUAAAUGUUAGGAGGAAAGGAUCGGCAGCAUGCAGCAGCAAAGCCCAAAAGUCGUUUGUAGGUCGUUAACGCCUGUUUUUUUGUUGUUGAUAGUUAUCCCUUUAAUGACAAUAAAGCUACAAUGGAUAGAAGAUUGAACACAAAUUCUAUUGCGUAUGUGUGAUAGGGUGUAGCUCAUCAGGUUUUGAAAAGUUUAGCAUGAAUGGAUACCAGGAGAGGGAUGUUGAACAAAAGACAAACGUGCAUUUUUGUUGAAACCAUUUCUGUCCAUGCCGUGGACUGGAUAAAGAUUUAGAGAACAACUUUAUGUACACCAUCUUUUUAAGUUAGCAAGUAUAUAUUUGUUGUUUCUUUGUUUUUAAAAUAUACCUUCAUAAUAUUUAACAGGAGAACAUUUAUCCUCCACUAUUUAUUAGAUCGCGAUGUAAAUCAACAUUAUUCACAAAUCUGUUGUUAUUGCUAGUUUUAAUCAUCAAUCAUUAUUUUUAUUUAAAUUAAUUUAUUUGAACAAGAUCUACUGCAACCAACAGCAAAAGUACAGACGAGAAGCCCGAGUUUUAAAAGUCUAGUGAGUAAUGUCGAAUCGCCAGUUUGUUAAUUAUAUUAGCUAAAUAUAAUGGAAAUACAAUUGUGACCAACGACAUUUUAUACAAUAAAAGCGCACGAACAAACAUUCUCGACGGUUAAAAUAUAACGCAAACGUUAACACAAACGAGUAUACAUAGCAUUUCGAAACAAACAGGAAUCAAAACUGUAGAAUAUAGUGUAAAGACAGAUGAAGAAGGCAGGAAUAUAGUACGAUACCUAAGUUUUGAGAAUGUAAAUAUGGAUUUAUAUUUUUCUUUUCUCCAGAAAAUUCACAACCAUUGUUGAAAGCGUAACAUUUUGGCAUAAUGAAUACAAAAUUAUAUUUUGAUAAACAAAAA